AUGUCGUGCACUGCUGGUAUGGCCUGGGCUUACCCUGUGAACAACACCAGAUCCGAAGCCGAGCUGGCCAUCAACAUCAGGAAAGCCACCAACAAUGACGAGACCGCCCCGAAACGCAAGCAUGUGCGCAGCUGCAUUGUCUAUACCUGGGACCACAAGUCCUCCCAGUCCUUCUGGGGCGGCAUGAAAGUGCAACCCAUUCUCGCCGAUGAGGUGCAGACCUUCAAGGCCCUGAUCACCAUACACCGAGUUCUGCAGGAAGGCCACCCCCAAACCCUACGAGAGGCCAUGGCAAAUCGAGGUUGGAUCGACAGUUUGAAUCGAGGUAUGGCUGGCGAAGGCGUUCGCGGUUACGGCCCCCUCAUUAAAGAAUAUGUCUACUUCCUGCUCGCGAAGCUCUCCUUCCACCAACAACACCCCGAGUUCAACGGAACAUUCGAGUAUGAGGAGUACAUCAGCUUGAAGGCCAUCAACGACCCCAACGAAGGCUACGAGACCAUCACCGACCUCAUGGCCCUGCAGGACAAGAUUGAGCAGUUCCAGAAACUCAUCUUCUCCCAUUUCCGAAGCGUGGGAAACAACGAGUGCAGGAUCUCGGCCAUCGUGCCCCUGGUUGCAGAGAGUUAUGGAAUAUACAAGUUCAUCACAAGCAUGCUGCGUGCUAUGCACUCCACAACGGGCGACAACGACGCCUUGGAACCUCUCAGACAACGAUACGAUGCGCAACACUACCGACUAGUCAAGUUCUACUAUGAAUGUUCAAACCUCCGCUAUUUGACGAGCUUAAUCACAAUUCCCAAACUGCCUCAGGAUCCCCCGAAUCUGCUAGCCGAAGAUGAGAACGCUCCGAAAUUGCCAGCUCGGCCCAAGCAGGAGAUCGAGCGUCAACCAACACCGGCCCGCCAGCCCAAGUCCGAAGAACCCGAUGAGAUUGCCGAAUUCUGGCAAGGCGAGAUCGACCGACAGAACAAGGAGUACGAGGAGCAGCAACGAGUGUUGCAGGAGCGCCAGCAGGCUGCUAUACGUGCACAGCAGGAAGCUCAGAUGAACGCCCAACGAGACUUUGAGGAGCAACAGCGACGCUUAGCAGAGCAACAACAAAUGGAGCAACAAGCCCUGAUGAACCAGCAAUACCAGAUGCAGACGCAGGGCAGGCUAGCCGAGCUCGAACAGGAGAACCUGAAUGCAAGAGCACAGUAUGAGCGCGAUCAACUGAUGCUGCAACAAUACGACCAACGUGUCAAAGGCCUCGAGGGAGAGUUGGCGCAGAUCCAGAACAGCUACGGGCAGCAAAUCGGCAGCAAGGACGAUCAGAUCCGAGCGCUCCAGGAGCAGGUUAAUACAUGGCGGACGAAAUAUGAAGCUCUGGCGAAGCUUUAUUCGCAAUUACGACACGAGCACCUCGAUCUUCUCCAGAAGUUCAAGUCUGUUCAGCUGAAGGCGGCGUCGGCUCAAGAAGCGAUAGACAGGCGAGAAAAGCUCGAACGUGAGAUAAAGACCAAGAACCUGGAGCUUGCAGACAUGAUCCGGGAACGGGACCGGGCGAUGCAUGAUCGAGACCGGUUGACUGGCAGCAACAAGGAUGAACUUGAAAAAUUGAAGCGAGAGAAGCGCAUGGCGAACGACCGAGCUGACAACCUCGAGCGAAGCAAAGGAAAUGAGUUGUCGACCAUGCUUUCCAAGUACAACCGUGAAAUGGCAGAUCUCGAAGAGGCUCUACGAACCAAGUCGCGUGCGUUGGACGAAGCACAGGCGAAACUGCGAGACGGCAGCUCAGAUCUCGAGCAACUGCUCCGUGACAAGGAGGAAGAGCUCGAGGUCUACAAGGCUGGCAUGGACCAGACCUUGAUUGAAUUGAACGAGCUGAAACUCAACCAUGGUGAUACGGACAACGUCAUGGACGAUCAAAUCGAUGCUCUGAUCAUGUCCAACCUGGACAAGAUCAACGAGAUCAUCGAUUCGGUGUUACAAGCAGGUGUGGCUCGGGUCGAUGAUGCGUUGUACGAGCUUGACUCGACUAUGCAGGCUGGAAACCAGAACGCGUCACCAGCCUACGUGUUGUCGCAGAUUGAGAAAGCUUCGGCAAAUGCCAUGGACUUUGCGACCUCGUUCAACAAUUUCAUCGCGGAUGGGCCCAACGCCACUCAUGCCGACCUCAUCAAGGCUAUCAACGUCUUCGCAGGGGCCACAGCGGAUGUGUGCAGCAACACGAAGGGUCUAACUCGCCUCGCUACUGACGAGAAGAAGGGUGACCAGCUCAUGAAUGGUGCUCGCACAGCUGCCCAGUCCGCCGUCAAGUUCUUGCGUGGUCUUCAGAGCUUCCGCCUGGAGGGAAUGGACCCUAUCCAGAAGACCGAUGUGGUCAUUAAUAACAACAACGAUGUUCAGAUGAACCUGCAGAAGCUAAACAAACUUGUUGAGACAUUUGCACCGGGCUUCGGCCAACUGACAAAGAACAAAGGCGAUAUUGGUGACCUGGUCGACAGCGAGCUCAGCAAAGCAGCAGAUGCAAUUGCUGCUGCUGCUGCCCGCCUUGCCAAGCUCAAGAACAAGCCUCGUGAUGGCUACUCGACGUACGAGCUCAAGGUCAAUGAUACAAUCCUGGAUGCAGCCUUGGCCAUCACAGACGCCAUUGCGCGACUCAUCAAGGCAGCAACGGCUACUCAGCAGGAGAUUGUUCAAGCUGGUCGGGGGUCUUCGACGAGGACGGCAUUCUACAAGAAGAAUAACCGAUGGACCGAAGGUCUCAUCUCUGCUGCGAAGGCCGUCGCUUCGUCGACCAACACACUCAUCGAGACCGCCGAUGGUGUCAUAUCGGGCCGCAACAGUCCCGAGCAGCUCAUCGUUGCGUCGAACGAUGUGGCUGCCUCGACGGCUCAGCUUGUCGCGGCCAGCCGUGUCAAGGCCGGCUUCAUGAGCAAGAGCCAAGAGAACCUCGAGCAAGCCAGCAAGGCAGUCGGCGCCGCUUGCCGGUCUCUGGUCCGACAGGUCCAAGCUAUGAUCAAGGACAGGAACCAAGAAGACGAAGCCGUCGACUACUCGAAGCUAGGCCACCACGAGUUCAAGGUUAGGGAAAUGGAGCAGCAGGUCGAAAUUCUCCAGCUUGAGAACAACCUCUCGGCAGCGAGACGCCGUUUGGGCGAGAUGCGCAAGAUCUCAUACCAGGAGGAUUAG
Messenger RNA from Anthostomella pinea, 3174 nucleotides. Lineage: Eukaryota; Fungi; Ascomycota; Sordariomycetes; Xylariales; Xylariaceae. The record is from the annotation of a GenBank genome assembly.